Messenger RNA from Annulohypoxylon maeteangense, 2874 nucleotides. Its product is annotated as CDC45-like protein. NCBI's taxonomy places the organism in Eukaryota, Fungi, Ascomycota, Sordariomycetes, Xylariales, Hypoxylaceae. Gene Ontology annotation, cellular component: DNA replication preinitiation complex. The transcript has 3 exons. Gene Ontology annotation, biological process: DNA replication initiation; double-strand break repair via break-induced replication; mitotic DNA replication preinitiation complex assembly. The record is from RefSeq and is a predicted model, not a curated record. Gene Ontology annotation, molecular function: DNA replication origin binding; single-stranded DNA binding; chromatin binding. The coding region runs from base 109 to 2655 and encodes 848 amino acids.
CUACAGUCUUGGUGAGAUUCGCUGUGUGUUUGUUAUACUUAAUUGCCUUAACUCGAUCCUAUGAAUCCACGAUAGAACUACGACGACGCGUUUAGAUACUUCGAAAUUAUGUAUCUACCGCGCGACCUCAUAUCGAAACUCUAUAUUCAUCUUCAGCAUACCCGUCACCAACACUCCCCUACCAUUCUAAUUCUUGUCGCCCUCGAACCCGAUGCCCUCUGCGCUUGUCGCAUUUUCACAAGUCUGCUGAAAAGAGACUAUAUACAACAUACCAUACACCCCGUUUCCGGGUAUGGGGACCUCGAACGAGUAGGCCAUGACCUUGUCAGGCCAAUGAUGGAGUCGAAUGGGGGGCCUGGAGGAGUCGUAGUAUGUCUUGGUGUAGGAGGUAUGGUUGAUAUGGGCACAAUCUUAGGUCUCGAGGUCGAAGGUGAAGAGUCAAGUUUUAGUGGUGUCGAAGUCUGGGUCAUCGACUCUCAUCGACCCUGGAAUCUUGGCAAUGUAUUCGGCGGCCACCCCUUAGAACCAGCUUCCGAAGCCCGCUCAAGCUACAAAGCACGUUCCCCCGAAGGUGUAAACGCAGGCCGAAUCGAUCGUUCGUAUAAGCCUGGAAAAGGAGGAAUUGUAGUAUUCGACGAUGGUGAUAUCGAAGAAGGACUAAACGCGGAGCGAGAUGCGUAUUUGGCGCUGGUUGAUAUGCCUGAUAUCGAGGAUGAUGGCGAGCCUUUUGGGGGCAGCGAUUCCGAGAGUGAAGGUGAAGCCGAGGACGAAUCACCGCGCUCUGGCCAGAAAAGGAAGUCCUGGUCAGAUCAGGAUGACGAGAGUAGCGGUGAUGAUGAUGGCCGACCAUCACAGAGGAGAAGGAGCAAUUCCUCUAAUGCAAUCCCUUCCUCGCCGCAACGCCCUCCCCAGCGAGGGUUACUAUCUAUACGCGAUGCCAGUAUUUCUGAGUCUGAUCAAAACCCGCCGAGUGGCGCUCAGCCCCCUAAAGGUCCAUCAGCCCGUAGCCUACGGAGACGGUUGCUAAGAAUGCGAAAUGAGAAUGAAGGUGUACUUCGGAAAUACUAUCGAAUGGGAUCUUCAUAUUCCGAUCCUAUCAGCUCGAUGAUCUAUUCCCUAGUAUCAGAACUAGGUCGGGAAGACAACGACUUGCUCUGGUUAUCGAUCGUUGGUGUCGCAUCUAUGGAACUAUAUGGCCGUUCUUCGGCUGGUCUUGCAGUCACAGUCCGUGGUUCGGAUACUAGGCCCACAAAUGGUUGGAUGGGUGUCCGCGGGGCUCGGCUACGGCAACUUCUACGAGAUGAAGUCAGGCGUCUCAAUCCGCCAGACAUCAACACAUCCUCGAAAGACGAUACCGGAGUCAUGCCUACCACAGCUAGGAGCGCCGAUGAUAGAGGUAUCAAACUGUCUCCUGAACCAAGAUUCUUGCUUAUUCGGCAUUGGAGUCUCUACGACAGUAUGCUACAUUCACCAUACCUAUUCUCCAGGUUACGCACAUGGAGUGAAAGUGGUAUCAAACGUUUACACAAGUUGCUCGCCAAGAUGGGUAUAAGUCUCGUUGAAUGCAGGCAGAGCUACGCACAUAUGAAUAUGGAUGUAAAGAAAAGGUUGCGGGAGAAGCUUCUACGUUAUGCGUCUCUGUAUAACCUUGAUGAUAUGGUGCCGUCAGUUGAAACCGAUGGAAACGACCGAGCCGGUGCGAAGGAUGGGUGGGGCUUUGUCCGGAGCUGGGGUUAUCUAGCAACUCUCAGCGCCCAAGAUGUAGCGGUAAUCAUCGGUGCCAUGUUAGAGGUAGGCAAGCGCGAUGCCAUAACCAACGGUAACGACUUUCAAGCAAGCCAAAUAGGAGAUUUGGAAGACGAUGGCGGAGCCGCCGAAACUCAAGAAUGGGUCACUCGGUUCUGGGACGCAUACGAUGCCGUUGAAAAUCCUACUGCUCUUAAAGAUGCUCUAUUUACGGCAAAACACCUCCAUCGUGCCAUUUUCCGAACAGGAACUUCACUCCUCCACAAAAAACAAAUCAAGCAUUUGCAUGCUUUCCGUCUUUGUGUUAUUAAAGACGGACCAGAUGUUCCUUUAUUCAAUCACCCUGCAGCGCUGACUAAGCUUGCUCUUUGGGUUGGUGAGGCUCUCGCCGAGAAGGACAAAGAUGAGCUUGGUAAACUGGCCCACGGAGGACGCGGUACGCCGCUUGUUGCGGCAAGCUUAAACGAGAGGAGAGGUGUCUAUGUGGUAGUCGGCACCGGUGGCGGCGGCGGCCCUGACACAGCCUUUCUAGAUAAGGAAGCGGCAAAAGUUAAACAGGCUGCCAAGGAGGCAAAAGCCAAGGAGCGCGAACAGAAGCGGAAAAACAAAGAAAAAGUUAAAGAACAGAAGCGUGCAGCUAAGGCUGCGGCAGGUGAUGAAGACGAUGAAGAGACUGAAUCCGAAGAAAGCGACGCUUCAGAUUCGGAUUCAGAUUCGGAAGAUGAGACCGAGGAGCAUAGAGAUCACGGAUAUGGUCUAAAUAAAUUCGGCAAUGCUUUCCAAGACGUCGUUAACGAGACCAAUGCACGCAUACGGAUUGACAGCUUCGAACACUGCGUUGUCGAGGUACGGAAAGACGAUCUAGGCGGGUUCCUUGAGAGCUUAAGCCAGAAGACGGUCGUUGGUUAAUAUCAUCUCAUCCAUUCGGAUACUUUUGCUAGCCAACCAGCUACGAAAUUUCCUUUUGGGCAUUUUAAAGAUACCUCACGAGAAGUGGCAUGGGAUUUGCGACAAUUGCUAGAACUUACAUGAUGCAUGAAUGGCUAUGGGCAGGCAAUAGGAUGGUGUUGGGUCUGAACGUUGUAAAUACUCUACUUUGCAGAGUUGAUAUCAUCUCUGUUGGGAAUA